AUGGAGUGUUUUGCUGAUCUACUAAGUAAAAAUGAGAGCGUUCAGGUUACGGCGGCCGAGAAUUUAAAGGACUUUGUGCAUAGUUCCACAAAAGAACUUUCAGGAGAAUCACUGGCUCGGUUUAAUAACGAAAUUAAUCGAAGGAUUUUUGAACUUAUACACAGUCAUGAUAUUCAUGAGCGAUUUGGUGGUAUCCUUGCAAUUGGGAAACUAAUUGAAUUUGAAAGCGAUGGAGAUAUCACAAACUUGUCGCGGUAUGCAAACUAUUUGCGUAUGACGCUUCCAAGUACGGAUUUUCGCUCCAUGGAACUUUCCGCAAAAGUAUUUGGGCAGCUCGCUGCUUUAGGUGGCACAUUGGCAGCCGAACUUGUCGAAUUCGAAGUCCAACGUGCAUUUGAAUGGCUUCAAGGGGAUCGACAAGAACAGAAACGGAUGGCGUCUGUAUUAAUUCUAAAGUCUUUGGCUCAAAACUCACCAACUUUAGUAUAUUUGUAUAUUAGUGAAAUUUUCCAAAAUCUAUGGAUAACCCUUCGUGAUCCCAAACCUUUAAUCCGGGAAACCGCUGCAGAUGCUUUAGGAGCUUGUCUGGAUGUUGUCUGCCAGCGUGAGGCCAAAGUCCAAUUACAGUGUUUCAGCAAAGUACUAUUGCAAGCCGAAUUUGGACUGCGGCAAUCCAGUGUGGAAUAUUUACAUGGAAGUUUGCUCGCCUAUAAAGAACUUUUUGAAAAAUCCGGUUCUUUUAUCCGUGAACACUAUGUUGCAUUCUGCGAUUUGGUUCUCCGCUUACGCGAACACCGCGAUGGAACUAUACGCCGUUCAAUUUUACUGCUACUAUCUACGUUGGCAGAGUAUAAUCCCGGUAAAUUUCAACUGAAAUAUUUAGAUCCUUUCAUGGUUUAUCUGCUAUCCCAAAUCCGAAAAGACAAAGAGAAACCGCUCGCUUUUGAAGCCAUUGGAAGAAUCGCAAUGGCUGUCAAUGAAGCUAUGAUCCCGUAUUUACAGAGCAUUCUUUUAGUGAUUCGUGAUACUUUGACUACUAAAGUAAGGGAUAGACAGCAACAAGAAAAGCCUGUUUUUAUAUGUAUAGGUAUGCUUGCUGCCGCUGUAAAAUUGGAAUUAUUGGAAGAUUCGCGUAGUCUUUUAGGUCUCAUAUUUUCCUGUGAGUUAAGCUUACACUUGCGGCAAGCACUUGUUAAGAUGGCCGAGAACAUUCCUCCUUUGCUUGCUCCUGUUCAAGAACGUUUAUUAAAUAUGGUUAGUCAGAUUCUUACUGGAAAAAAUUUUGAGAUUCGAAAUAACGACACCUAUACCCCUAGCUUUACAAAUCUUUACUCAGCUAGAGAAACCAAUCAGCAUUGCAAAAACGUAGAGCCUAUCAUUUUAGCUUUGGAAACGCUAGGUACCUUCAAUUUCACAGGAUACUCGCUGAUCAGCUUCAUACAAGAGUCGGUUUUAUCCUAUCUCGAUAAUGACAAUCCCGAAGUUCGUAUUGCCGCCGCCAGAACUUGCUGCCAGGUUUUCGCUAGAGAUCCUGUGUGUCGUAAAACUACCCCUUUAGCUAUUGAGUCUGUUGCUGAGGUACUCGAAAAGCUUCUUACUUUAGGAAUAGCAGAUUCGGACCCCCGAAUUAGAGAAACUGUGCUCUCAUUGUUAGAUGAGCGAUUCGAUCGUCAUCUGGCUCACCCUGAUAACAUUCGUUGCCUUUUCAUAGCUUUAAAUGACGAGGUGUUUUCUAUCCGUGAGAUUGCCAUUGUUAUCAUUGGUCGACUCGCGUUAUACAAUCCGGCUCAUGUCAUGCCUUCUUUGCGGAAAACAAUUAUACAAUUGCUUUCCGACUUAGAAUAUUCGGGGAACAGUCGUCAAAAAGAAGAGAGUGCUCAGUUAUUAAAACUACUCGUUUCCAAAGCUCGAAUGCUCAUUAAGCCUUACAUCGAAUCUAUCAUGCAUGUUAUUUUACCGAAAGGUUCUGAUCCUAGUCCGGGAGUAUCUUCUGCCAUCAUUGCUGCUCUAGGUGAAUUAGCAAGUGUAGAAGGAGACGACAUUCCUACAGACGUUCGGUCUUCUUUUAUGAAGCUUAUUUUAUUUAGUCUUCAAGAUCAAAGCUCAACUUUAAAACGGUUGGCAUCUUUAAAAUGUUUAAGACAACUCUGCGGCGCUUCUGGUUACGUUAUUCAGCCAUACAUGGAUUAUCCCUUUUUAUUAAACAUAUUGAUUGAAAUAUUACAAUCGGAGCAACCAACACCUAUUAAAAGAGAAGUUUUAAGGACCUUGGGUGUUUUAGGUGCCCUUGAUCCUUAUACUUAUUUGGCUACCGAGCAGUUUUCUGAUAAAUUACAGAAAAGUCAGUCGACACAUCAAAGUGUUUUCUCUAAUUUGCCAUGCACUCAAUAUGACUCUUUAGAGAACUAUGCCAUGGUUGCUGUUGUAACCUUGGUUCAGAUUCUCAAAGACAGCUCAUUAGCAAUGCACCAUACGUCGGUCGUCCAAGCAGUAAUGCAUAUAUGCUCUCAACUAAAGUUUAAAUCCGUUGCCUUCCUUCCUCAGUUAGUUCCUACAUUCUUGCAGUUAAUGACGAACUUGUCUCCUUCAUCUGUAGAAUUAUAUUUUCAGCAACUCACAAAUUUGACUUCUAUUGUGGGGCCGAAAAUAAAGGAUUAUAUAUCUGAAAUCUUUAAUCUAUCAAAAGUCUUUUGGAAUACAUCUCCAUCACUUUUACUUGUAAUAAUAGAUUUGAUUGAUUCAAUCGCCGUCGCAUUGGGAGAUGAAUUUAAGUUCUAUUUACCACAAAUCCUGUCUCAUAUGUUGAAAUCCUUCUCUUCGGACACAUCACCAACUAGAGUGAUUUCCUACAAAUUUUUACAGUCAUUUGUUAUUUUUGGAUCUAAUAUUGAAGAAUACAUGCACCUGGUGCUGCCCGUUAUCAUCAGAAGUUUUGAACGUGACUCAGUUCCAUUGCAAUUUCGAAAAAGUGCAUUAAAGUGUAUUUCUCAACUCUUGCAACUAGUUAAUUUUUCCGACCAUGCCUCUCGUAUCAUUCAUCCUUUAGUGCGCAUGCUAACGAAGUCAAACAGUGAACUAAAAAUCGUCAUAAUGGAUACGCUGUGUGCUGUGGUUUCCCAAUUAGGUUACGACUAUGCAGUAUUUAUUCCUAUGAUUAACAAGGUUCUUGUGCAUCACAAGAUAACUCAUCCGACUUAUGAUCUUCUUGUCUCAAAAUUACUUAAAGGUGAGUCCCUACCAAAGGAUUUAAUUGCGAAUGAAUUUCAACAAAUAUCUUCUUUAAAGUUUGAAUUGGAGGAUCCGCCUCUGACCAAAUUACCCGUAGAUCAGUCUUCAUUAAAAGCUUCAUGGGAAGCGUCACAGAAACUCACUCGAGACGAUUGGCAAGAUUGGAUACGGAGACUCAGCGUCGAACUAUUGAAGGAAUCACCCUCUUCAGCUCUGAGGGCUUGUUCUAGUUUGGCUGGCAUUUACCACCCACUCUCCCGCGAUUUAUUUAACGUUAGUUUUCUUUCUUGUUGGGACGAGUUAGGUGCCAGUAAUAAAAAAAGUUUAGUAAAGUCAGUUGAGACGGCGUUAAAUGCACCGAACAUAUCAGUUGAAAUUUCUCAAAUUUUACUUAAUCUUGCGGAAUAUAUGGAAAGAGAGGAUCAUGCUCUGCCAAUAUCUAUUGAAGCAUUAAGUGCACAUGCUUCAAAAGCUAAUGUAUAUGCCAAAGCUUUACACUAUACUGAAUUGCAGUUUAUGGAAGAAACAAAAGAGGAUGUCAGUAUUGGCACCAUUGAAUCGCUAAUUACGAUAAAUAAUCAUCUUCAACAAUCUGAUGCAGCUGUUGGCAUGUUGCAGUAUGCAAAACAACAUAAACAAUUCAACCUUAAGGAAACUUGGUAUGAAAAAUUACAAAGAUGGGAUGAUGCGUUAGCAGCCUACGAGACACGGGAAGCUGAAGGUGAGCACUCUUUCGAAAUUAGUUUCGGAAAACUCCGAUGCUAUUUUGCUUUGGGUGACUGGGAUCAUCUGUCUCAUUUGGCCCAGGAAACGUGGGUUGUGUCUGAACAAGAACAUCGUGAAGCUAUUGCUCCGCUUGCAGCAGCUGCUGCGUGGGGUCUUGGUCAAUGGGGUUUAAUCAGUGAAUAUGUCAGUGCCAUGGAUAGAGAACCUCAAGAGAAGGAGUUUUUUUCUGCUAUCCAUGCCGUACAUCGGUGUCAGUAUGAAAAAGCUUAUUUACAUAUUGAGAGACAUCGGGAUAUACUUGUCAAUGACCUUUCUUCUAUAAUUAGAGGAAGCUACAAUCGUGCUUAUGGUAUAAUGGUGAAGUCUCAGAUGCUAUCGGAACUGGAAGAAAUAAUCGAUUAUAAGAAAAAUGAGUCAUUUGAGGGGAAUUUAGAUUCCUUGAAGAAAACCUGGAAAAAAAGGCUUCGGGGGUGUCAGAAAAAUGUUGACGUUUGGCAUAAUACUCUACGUUUUAGAGCUCUUGUGUUUUCUCCUACACACUCGCCAGAAAUGUGGAUUGAAUUGGCUAAUUUAUGUCGCAGAUCUGACCGACUAAAAUUGGCCGGUAAAUGCUUGAACUACCUAAUGGGCCGUGAUCCCUCGAAACCGUACCCAAUGGAUUCUCUCAAAUCAAUAAAUCCCCACGUUGUAUAUACCUAUUUAAAGUUUUUGUGGGCAAAUAACAACAAAGAGGUUGCUGUGGCAAGCUUAGAAGAAUUUACGAGUUUUUUAUAUUCAAGAAAUAAAACUAAUCGAGCAAUGCCGUUUAUGGAUUCAGGUGAAUUGUCAAAUGAUUAUGAAGUCAGUGAUGAACAAUCAUUUCUUGCGAGAUGCUUUCAUAAACAGGGAAAGUGGAAAAAAGUGUUACAGCGUUCUAUGUUAAAGGAAAGUGUAACUGAAAUUCUGAGUUCUUACUAUAAUGCGACUAUAUGUGACAAAAACUGGUAUAAGGCUUGGCAUUCUUGGGCACUUGUGAAUUUUGAAGUCGUUGGGUAUUAUGAGCAAUCUGAUGCAGGCAUUGGGAGAGAAAUGUAUCCACAAUAUAUUGUUCCUGCGAUUAGAGGGUUCUUUAAGUCAUCUGCUUUAAGUCCUAAAAAUUCUUUACAGGAUAUAUUACGAUUAUUAAACUUAUGGUUCAAAUUUGGCGAACACAAAGGUGUUGCUGCUGCGAUCACAGAAGGUUUUUCCAACGUGCCUAUGGAUACGUGGUUAGAGGUAAUUCCUCAAUUAAUUGCUCGGAUUCACACAUCCAGCACGUCGGUUCGUUCUUCGGUUCAUCAGCUGCUGUCUGAUAUCGGACGUGUUCACCCUCAGGCAUUAGUUUACUCUUUAACGGUGUCUUCCAAGUCUACUAAUAUUCAGCAAAAGCAAUCUGCUAAAUCUAUUAUGGAUAGUAUGCUUUCGCAUAGUGAUGUUUUGGUACGCCAAGCCCUUUUAGUCAGUCACGAAUUGAUCCGAGUUGCUAUUUUAUGGCAUGAGCUAUGGUAUGAGGGAUUAGAGGAGGCUUCUCAGGCGUACUUUACAGACCAUAAUACGUCUUUGAUGAUUGAAAUCAUUACACCUCUUCAUGAGAUAUUAGAAAAGGGACCUUCCACUUUGUCGGAAGUCUCCUUUGCCCAGUCAUUUGGAUACGACCUCCGUAGAGCCAAAAACUGCUGGAAGAAGUAUUUGAAGAGUGAUGAUUCAACAGAGCUGAAUCAGUCAUGGGACAUAUAUUAUCAAGUUUUUAGACGUAUCCAAAGACAGCUGCCCAAAAUCAAGCAUUUAGAAUUGCAGUAUGUAUCUCCGAAGCUUUUGGAUGCUUCCGAUUUGGAGUUAGCUGUACCAGGAACGUAUGGGCAUAACAAGCCUGUAAUAAAAAUUGCUCAUUUCCAUCGUAAAUUUGAGGUUAUCUCAUCGAAGCAGAGACCCCGACGGUUUACCAUUCGCGGUAGUGACGGAAAAGAUUAUCAAUAUGCUUUAAAAGGACAUGAGGAUUUGAGGCAAGAUGAACGAGUUAUGCAGUUAUUUGGACUGUGUAAUACUUUAUUAACGACGGACUCAGAGACUUUCAAGAGACGACUUAGUAUAGAAAGGUAUCCCGUCAUACCUUUGUCUCCAAAUUCAGGUUUGCUUGGUUGGGUGCCUCAUAGUGACACUUUGCACUCGUUGAUUCGCGAUUUCCGUGCUAAGCGGCAUCUCAUGUUGAACCAUGAGCAUCGCAUGAUGCUACAAAUGGCGCCGGCUUAUGAUAGCUUAACCCUUUUGCAAAAGCUAGAAGUUUUUGAGUUUGUUCUGGCAAAUACAGAUGGUCAUGACUUAUAUCAUUUACUUUGGCUCAGAAGCCCCAACUCAGAAGCAUGGUUAGAUCGAAGGAUCAGUUUCACCCAAAGUCUAGCUUUGAUGUCAAUGGUGGGCUAUAUAUUAGGACUCGGCGAUAGACACCCUUCGAACCUAAUGAUGGAUAGAUACACAGGUAAAAUUAUUCACAUUGAUUUCGCCGACUGUUUUGAAGUUGCUAUGCAUAGAGAUAAGUUCCCCGAGCACAUACCCUUUAGACUCACUCGUAUGCUUAUCAACGCCAUGGAGGUAAGUGGUAUUCAGGGGACCUACACAAUUACAUGCGAGCAUGUUUUGAGAGUUUUAAGAUCCAACACGGAAUCUUUAAUGGCAGUUUUGGAAGCGUUUGUUUAUGAUCCUUUAAUUAACUGGAGACUGAUGACGAAGGGUUCGUUUGGAGUUACGACAACGCUUAAAGCAGGCUCAAGCAGUGUGGAAGAGAAGAGCCGUUCUUUUGUUCAUCGAAUCCGGCACUUGGACUAUAUCAAUGAGGAUAAAAAUAAUGAAUCCGAAAACUUGAAUGAAAGAUCUAUCCAAGUUUUAAAACGGGUAUCCAAUAAGCUGACCGGAAAAGACUUUCAUUUAACAGAAGAACUGCCUGUCAAAACACAAGUAGAAAGACUAAUCCAGCAAGCGACAGCACCAGAAAAUCUUUGCCGUUGCUACGUGGGCUGGUGCAGUUUCUGGUAA
This is a messenger RNA of Schizosaccharomyces osmophilus, 7002 nucleotides long. RefSeq names its product TORC2 serine/threonine protein kinase Tor1 (gene tor1). The record is from RefSeq and is a predicted model, not a curated record. The transcript has a single exon. Gene Ontology annotation, biological process: TOR signaling; negative regulation of macroautophagy; protein phosphorylation. Gene Ontology annotation, cellular component: TORC2 complex; nucleus; TORC1 complex. Bases 1 to 7002 code for a protein of 2333 amino acids. NCBI's taxonomy places the organism in Eukaryota, Fungi, Ascomycota, Schizosaccharomycetes, Schizosaccharomycetales, Schizosaccharomycetaceae. Gene Ontology annotation, molecular function: protein-containing complex binding; protein serine/threonine kinase activity; protein binding.